Messenger RNA from Ixodes scapularis (black-legged tick), 704 nucleotides. RefSeq lists its product as uncharacterized. The record is from RefSeq and is a predicted model, not a curated record. NCBI's taxonomy places the organism in Eukaryota, Metazoa, Arthropoda, Arachnida, Ixodida, Ixodidae. The transcript is spliced from 3 exons. The coding region runs from base 330 to 704 and encodes 124 amino acids.
AAGUAAGUUGUGGAGAGGAGACUCGACGCCACUUAAAUCGGUGAGACGGGUAGACGAAGAAUCGCCCGUCUCAAGGAACACAAAAGAGAGAGACGCUGCCAAUUCGACACGCGCCACAAGGGCGAAUCCCAGCUUGUCGGUAAUUGCUGCCAUCUGGACGACGGACUCCACGGCGUGCAAUGUCAACCGCGUCCCCCUACCGGACGUAUACGGGGAUAAUUUGGAUGGGUAGACCGGUUGGCCCUCUCCAUCGCGGCCAGUGUGUUAAGCCUUAGUAAACGUUUUGAAAUACAUUUGAACUGAACCAACGCACAUGCCAAGUUCUUUGCAUGUGUGCGGAUACGCCUGGACAGUGCUGUAUGUAUGACACGAUGAGCGAAACAGCUACUUGCUUUGUAACCUAUACAACUUCAACUAAGAAGAUCAUAGUAGAAGAUAUGCGCAAGGAGAGCGAUGUUCACCACGCGCUUCUAGCGUCACCGUUCAAGGACCUCGUGAACGAGGGGCUGCUCAUUCAGGUCAAAGAUAAGGAUCUAGGUUUGUUCGUCGACGCGGAGGGAAGUGUCGAGCCAAACGACAUUUGGAACCUGGCUUUGAACCCACUUGUCGGUGAAGGCCAGAGGAGCCAACACAAAUCAACUGUUGAAAAUGACCUCCUACAACCUCAAAUAAACGCUUUUCGAUGCAAAUACCGAGAGCAUUAA